Messenger RNA from Mobula hypostoma (lesser devil ray), 2226 nucleotides. RefSeq names its product zinc finger protein 214-like. The transcript has 2 exons. The record is from RefSeq and is a predicted model, not a curated record. Bases 1101 to 1745 code for a protein of 214 amino acids. Gene Ontology annotation, biological process: regulation of transcription by RNA polymerase II. Lineage: Eukaryota; Metazoa; Chordata; Chondrichthyes; Myliobatiformes; Myliobatidae. Gene Ontology annotation, molecular function: RNA polymerase II cis-regulatory region sequence-specific DNA binding; DNA-binding transcription factor activity, RNA polymerase II-specific.
CAAAAGGCUCCGGAGGUCCGGCAGCAGGGUCCUGGACCUCCUUCAUGAUGGUAGCAAUGAGAACAAGGCAUGACCGGGGUGAUGCGGGUCCUUAAUGAUGAAUGCCACCUUUUUGAGGCAUCGCUCCUUGAAGAUGUCCCGGAGGCCAGUGCCCGCGAUGGAGCUGACCAAGUUUACAACUCCCUGCAGCUUAUUUCGAUCCUGUGCAGUGGCCCCACCUUUCCCAUGCCAGACGGUGAUGCAGCCGGGCAGAAUGCUCUCUCCAGUACAUCUGUAGAAAUUUGCAUGUGCCUUUGAUAACAUAGCAAAUCUCCUCAAACUCCUCAUGAAAUAUAGCCGUUGUCCUACCUUCUUUGUAGCUGCAUCAAUAUGUCGGGUCUAGGUUAGGUCGUCAGAGAUAUUGACACCCAGGGAUUUGAAAUUGCUCACUCUCUCUCCACUUCUGAUCCCUCUGUGAGAAUUGGGUGUGUUCCCUCGCCUUAGCCUUUCUGAAGUCCACGGUUAGUUCUUUGGUCUUCCUGAUGUCGUGCAAGGCUGUUGCUGCAGCACCACUCAACCAGCUGAUCUGUCUCGCUCCUGUACGCCCUCUUCUCACCAUCUGCAAGUCUGCCAACAAUAGUUUUGUCAUCUGAAAUGCAAUCCUUCACCCCGUGAUGUAAUUUGUAAAUCUUUUUACAGAUUCAAAGCGACAAAAAAUUUCUGCAGGAGGAAUCUCAAACAGAACAACAGGUCAGACUUGCUGUCUCUGUCAAGAUAUUUAAGGAGUGACCAGAUUGUAACACCGACAUAUUGAUCGUUGGAGAUGGAGGGUAUCUCAUCCAGCUGGAAACGUGUUUUGUGUUUGAAAUGAAGUUUUCUGUUGUAAUCCAGUGAAAUCGACUGGAACCAGGUACUGAAAACACACCAGCAUUUGUUCACAAGAGAUCAGUCCUUCAACGGCACUGACUGUGCGAGGGAUUCACUAUGUCUGACAUCUGACUUGAUGCAUUGCCAGGUAAUUCAUAGAGGACCGUGGGAAAGGAUUCACUCACUCAUCCCAACUGCAGACACACCAGCGAGUUCACACUGAGGAGAGGCCUUUCAUUUGCUCAGAUUGUGGGAUGGGAUUCACUCAAUCAUCUGACCUACAGAGACACCAGUCAGUUCAUACUGGGGAGAGACCGUUCACCUGUUCUAUGUGUGGGAAGGGAUUCACUCGGUCAUCCAACCUACAGAGACACCAGUUAGUUCACACUGGGGAAAGGCCGUUCACCUGUUUAGACUGUGGGAAGAGAUUUACUCAGUCAUCUCAGCUGAAGGUACAUCAGCGGGUUCACACUGGGGAGAAGCCGUUCACCUGCUCAGACUGUGGGAAGGGGUUCACUCAGUCAUCCCACCUGCAUAAACACCAGUCCGUUCACAAUGGGGAGAGGCCGUUCACCUGUUCAGACUGUGGGAAGGGUUUCACUCAGUCAUCGCAAUUGAAAGUACAUCAGCGAAUUCACACUGGGGAGAAACCGUUCCUGUGCACAGACUGUGGGAAGGGAUUCACUCAGUCAUCCCACCUACUGGCUCACCAGUCAGUUCACACUGGAGAGAGGCCAUACACCUGCCUAGAAUGUGGGAAGGGAUUCACUCACUCAUCCAACCUACAGAGACACCAGCGAGUUCACACUGGGGAGAGGCCGUUCCUCUGCUCAGACUGUGGGAAGAGAUUCACUCAGUCAUUUAACCUGCUGACACAUCAGUUAGUUCACACUGGGUAGGGGCCGUUCUCUGCUCAGACUGUGGGAAGGGAUUCACUCGAAAUCUCAAGUGAAGGUAAAUCAGUGAGUUCACACUGGAAAGAAGCUGUUUACCUGCUCGGACUCUGGAAGGGGAUUCACUAAGUCGCCUGGCCUACUGGCACACCAGCGAGUUCACACUGGGGAGAGACUGUUCACCUGUUCUGAAUAUGGGAAGGGAUUCACUCCAUCAUCUCACCUUGUGGCACACUAUUGGGUUCACACUGGGGAGAAAGUUUAAAUAAGCUGCAUGCUGGAUACUUAACCAGUGUGGUUGCUGAAUCCAGAGGGAAGAUCAAAAGUGACUGUUGUUGUCAAACUCAGCAAUUAUUGCUGCUCCUCACACCCAGUUCUGCACCCUGGUCACUGGGCACAGGAGGAGUUUCUUCUGUCAAUGUUCACCUUUAAUAGGACUGGAGUUUAAUAUUCUGGAUCUGUGACGAAUAAAUCAGUUCUAUUUUAA